Molecule: messenger RNA, 4215 nt
Organism: Hyaena hyaena (striped hyena)
Lineage: Eukaryota; Metazoa; Chordata; Mammalia; Carnivora; Hyaenidae
Gene: EPB41L3
Product: erythrocyte membrane protein band 4.1 like 3
Exons: 24
Coding region: 116-3079 (987 amino acids)
Biological process (GO): cortical actin cytoskeleton organization
Cellular component (GO): plasma membrane; cytoskeleton
Molecular function (GO): structural molecule activity; actin binding
Source: RefSeq, a predicted model, not a curated record
CUGCGGCUUCCUCCCCACGCCCGAGCCUCCUGCGCACAGCCGGGAGGACGCGAGCCCGAGCCUCGUCCCCACGCCGCGGCGCGCGGGCUCCCUGCCCAGCCGAGAACAAUCAACCAUGACGACCGAAUCCGGCUCAGACUCGGAAUCCAAGCCGGAGCAGGAGGCCGAGCCCCAGGAGGCGGCGGGGGCACAGGGGGCACAGGGGCACGCGGCGGGGGCGCAGCCGGGACCUGGGCCGGAGCCCAGUGGAGAGGACCAGCAGCAGGCCCUGGAACAGUUCGAGGCCGCGGCACACAGCACCCCCGUGAGGAAGGAGGUCACUGACAAGGAACGGGAGUUCGCCGCUGGGGCUGCAAAACAGCUCGAGUAUCAGCAAUUGGAAGACGAUAAACUUUCUCAGAAAUCAUCGAGCAGUAAACUAUCUAGAUCUCCAUUAAAGAUUGUCAAAAAGCCUAAAAGCAUGCAGUGCAAAGUGAUACUUCUGGAUGGAUCAGAAUAUGCCUGUGACGUGGAGAAACGCUCCAGAGGCCAAGUGCUGUUUGAUAAAGUGUGUGAACAUCUGAACUUGCUAGAAAAGGACUAUUUUGGGCUUACAUAUCGAGAUGCUGAAAACCAGAAGAAUUGGCUGGACCCUGCUAAGGAAAUAAAAAAACAGAUUCGAAGUGGUGCUUGGCACUUUUCAUUUAAUGUGAAAUUUUACCCUCCAGACCCUGCCCAGCUAUCUGAAGACAUCACCAGGUACUACCUCUGCCUACAAUUGCGAGAUGACAUCGUGUCUGGAAGGCUGCCCUGCUCCUUUGUCACUCUGGCCCUGUUGGGCUCCUACACUGUGCAGUCAGAGCUUGGAGACUAUGACCCAGAUGAGUGUGGGAGUGAUUACAUCAGCGAGUUCCGCUUCGCACCAAACCACACGAAAGAACUGGAAGAUAAGGUGAUCGAGCUGCACAAGAGCCACAGAGGAAUGACGCCAGCAGAAGCAGAGAUGCAUUUCUUGGAAAAUGCCAAAAAACUGUCCAUGUAUGGGGUUGAUUUACAUCAUGCCAAGGAUUCUGAAGGAGUAGAAAUUAUGCUAGGAGUUUGUGCAAGUGGUCUGUUGAUAUAUCGUGACCGACUGAGAAUAAACAGAUUUGCUUGGCCAAAGGUUCUAAAAAUUUCAUACAAACGGAACAACUUUUACAUUAAGAUCCGGCCGGGAGAGUUUGAACAAUUUGAAAGCACAAUCGGGUUUAAGCUACCAAACCAUCGGGCUGCCAAGCGUUUAUGGAAAGUAUGUGUUGAGCAUCACACAUUUUUCAGACUGUUGUUACCAGAAGCACCUCCAAAGAAAUUCCUUACCUUGGGCUCCAAGUUCCGUUACAGUGGUAGAACACAAGCCCAAACAAGAAGAGCCAGUGCAUUGAUAGAUCGUCCUGCUCCUUACUUCGAACGCUCAUCUAGCAAACGCUAUACCAUGUCUCGCAGCUUGGAUGGAGCGUCAGUGAAUGAAAACCAUGAAAUAUACAUGAAGGAUUCUGUGUCUGCUGCAGAGGUUGGUACUGGCCAGUACGCCACAACAAAGGGCAUCUCUCAGACCAACUUGAUCACCACUGUGACUCCGGAGAAAAAGGCCGAGGAGGAACGGGACGAGGAAGAAGAGAGACGGAAAAAGGCAGAGGAAGCCACGCCGGUGGCAGCAGUACGGCACGAGGGAAAGACUGACAGCGAGCGCACGGACACCGCGGCUGACGGGGAAACCACCGCCACUGAGUCGGACCAGGAGGAAGAUGCAGAGCUCAAGGCACAGGAGCUAGAUAAAACUCAAGAUGACCUGAUGAAACAUCAAACCAAUAUUAGUGAGCUGAAAAGAACCUUUUUAGAAACCUCCACAGACACUGCCAUCACAAACGAAUGGGAAAAGAGGCUCUCUACCUCCCCAGUGCGACUAGCCGCCAGGCAGGAGGACGCACCCAUGAUCGAACCGCUCGUACCCGAAGAGACCAAAGAAGAAAGAGAAAUUUCUGAGAAAGUUAUAUUUUUGCAGCAAGAAAGCCCUCCAUUCCUUGAGUCUCAGCCGAGUAUGAUAAAGAAAAUGCAGGAAGGAGACUCUGCGGGCUCUGUGGUUACCUCUCGUCAAAUCAUUUUCCAGAAAACUGUCCCAUCGACCCUAGAGACUAAACAGUCUUCUGCCGAAAAGCUCAUGGAUGGCUCUGAAAUCUUCAGUUUAUUAGACUCUGCGAGAAAACCAACAGAAUUCAUAGGAGGGGUUACUUCUACUUCUCAAAGCUGGGUUCAGAAAACAGAAACCAAGACAGAGCCCAGCAAAACAGAGGUGGAAGCAAGCCAGCAGCCCCAGCCACUUAGCACCGAGAAGGUUGUGCAGGAAACCGUGUUGGUGGAGGAAAGACAUGUCAUGAAUGUGCAUGCGAGUGGGGAUGCUUCUUACACGGCUGGAGAGGAUGUGGAUGCUGCGGCACAGGCAGCAUCUGCUGAUGCUUCUGGCUUGAAAGGGAAGGAGGGCUCUGCCCUGACAAAGGGGGCUAAAGAGGAAAAGGGGGAGGUGGCCGGUACAGCUGUCCUCGAACAGGAAGGAACGGCCACUGCUUCCCAUGAGUCAGAGGAGGAGCAGAGUGCAGCCGUCCACGUUUCUGAAACUUGCGAACAAAAACCUCAUUUCGAGUCGUCAACUGUGAAGACAGAAACCAUCAGUUUUGGCAGCGUUUCACCAGGAGGAGUAAAGCUAGAAAUUUCUACCAAGGAAGUGCCGGUAGUUCACACAGAAACAAAAACCAUAACGUAUGAGUCAUCACAGGUCGAUCCUGCUGCCGAUCUGGAGCCAGGUGUGCUAAUGAGCGCUCAGACGAUCACAUCUGAAACCACCAGCACCACGACCACCACCCACAUCACCAAAACUGUGAAAGGAGGCAUUUCAGAGACCAGGAUUGAGAAGCGAAUAGUCAUCACAGGAGAUGCGGACAUUGACCAUGAUCAGGCUCUGGCUCAGGCAAUUAAAGAGGCCAAAGAGCAGCACCCUGACAUGUCAGUGACCAAAGUAGUGGUCCAUAAAGAGACCGAGAUCACACCAGAGGAUGGAGAGGAUUGACCCCAGGACUAACUUAGCCUGCACAUGAAUCCAGUCAUGCAAACCAUUAGGAAAACCAGAGCCUAUAUGGAGUUCCCUCUUCUAACCCAACUGACUCGUAUCUGCCCAUGGAAAAUUUCAAUCCGGAAGAACUGACCUUGACCAUUAAUAAAGAUACUGGCAGAGAGAUCUUCCCAUAAUAAAGCAAUCCGAAUCAGCAUCACGAAACUGAUAUUGCAUGAAGCAACGAUAAAAUUACAAAAAGAGUAGCAUUUUUAAUUUCCACCAAGUGUCUAAGUUUUCAGCUAUACCUGCACGUUCAUAACCAACAGUAUAAACCGUGAUCUCAUGUAACACAUAAACAAUCCAUGCCUUUCAUAGUUUAUCAAAGUCUCAACAAAAUUGCAGUUUCUUAGGUGACAGAUCUUUUGUUUACAGACAGGUGAAGAUGACUCUAAAAUGCUAGAAGCUGUCUACGUCCAAUGUGUCAGGUUUAUUCCAGAUUAGAUGUGCCAAUAACCGCGUUUCUUCAGUAAACAACUUGGAUCUUGUACUUGUUUCCCUUGGUUUUAUUCCUCUCGCCCGCACACAGCAACGACUCCCGAUCGUCCGGAAAUAUUUAAUGCUUACAAUCCUGCUUUGUGUGUCUGAUUUAAUCCGUUACAAGGUAGUACUGAUUUUAGCAUAUUAAUGUGAAAUUUCUUCCUCGUUCACUUUGGUCUGCGUCCAAUCUGGAAAGCUUCCGAGAGUUUCCCUGACAAGUCCUAAGUAUGUAAAUUGUCAUUAUUUGGGGGAAGAAAACCUCCAUUUUUGUUAGUUUACAACAUUAUGAAAUUGCACUCCAGAAAAACCUAUCGGGCUUCGGUUGCUUUGUUUUCUUUCUUCGUUCCUUCUUCCUCAUGUUUUCUUAAGUUGAUUUUUUUUUUCUUUUACUUGAAAAAAAGUGUUUUAUUUCCAAAUCUGGUCCAUAUUUACAAUCUAGUUCAGAGCCAAGCCUUAAAUUGUACAGAAUUUCCACUGUAAUUAAAGUAUUUAGUGUUUAGUUAUAAAUAGCCUUCAAAAAGAUCUAUUCUCCAUUAUAUUGUCAACUGCAUCACUCAGCCCAUGGUGAAUGUAUGUUUCUGCAUAGCAAAAUAAAAAUGGUAAAUGCAUUUAAA